CUGAUUAAUGCGGCCAGGCAUCGUGCGCUGUGCUUUUCCCGCCCUCUUGCUGCUUGUGUUUGCGCCGCUGUACCUCUUCCGGCACUUUUCAUUUGUCUCAAGUGAGUGCGGUUCCCUUCCCGUGAUGCUGACGCGGCUAUCGAGUAUGGGCGUGAUGCUGGAUGGCGACAAGCACGCCACCUCGAGAACGGCGCAUCUUGAGGUGUUCAGCAGCUCGGCUGACUCAUCAACGACUCGUGCUGCCAUGAGAGGAAGGCAAGAGCGUGCCCCUCACCUCACCGCCCGUCACGCCCUCCGUGAGUCUGAUUCGCUCUCCCUCUUCCCCUCCCAUCACUGGGUGCCCGGCCUGCGGUGGGUGUUCGUCGUCGCUCCGACGUACAGGCGAGUCACGCAGCGUCUGGACCUGACGCGGCUGUUCAACACAUUCGCGCUGUCGGCCAAUGUGCACAUGAUCGUGGUGGAGGACAGCGUCAACAGGACAGCUAAAGUCGAGAGGGUGCUGAAUGAGAGCACGCUGCUACACUGGUCCCAUCGCCACGUCAAGACAUCCGCUGGCCUCCACGUGAAAGGCAGCGAGCAGAGGAACGAGGGCAUAUGGGCCAUUCGGCAUAUCGUCUUCAACGAGACCGACGCAGAUCUGAGGAAGGCAUACGAGGUGGGCGAACAGACACGCGAGGGUGAGGCCCAUUGGCGCAUGCUUCCACUCGUGCAGGACGGUGUAGCGUAUUUCGCUGACGACGACAAUGCGUAUGACGUGCGGAUCCUGGACGAGCUGCGGAAGGUUCGCAACGUCGGCACAUGGCCAGUGGGUCUGUCAGGACAGAGGAUAGCCGAGCGGUGUGAAGUCAACGCGACGACCGGCAAAAUCACGGGAUACAGCGCAUGGAAUGUGAGCGAGCGAGCAAUACACGAAAAUCGGCCAAUGCUCAUUUCUCUGUUUGCGCGUCGCGUGUGUGUGUGUGUGUUUGUAGGAGCUUCGUGCGUAUCCGAUUGACACAGCAGGGUUUGGGCUGCAUGUGAGGCACUUCCUACAGGACCCCCCCGUGCUAUUCAACCCCCAGAGCAAGACGUGCGGUCUGGAGGGCGAUUUCCUAAAGCAGACGAAUGUCAGCAAAUACGACAUAGAACCACUUGCAGACAACUGCACAAAGGUCGGUGCCGAUAGACCUAGCGGCCGGUACCUUUGUGCACAAUGGCUGUCAUUUGUCUGUCGUUCGUUCAGGUCUACACGUGGCAUGUGGGUACAGACAUCAAGUGGGCCGGCAAGAGGCCGCCGUCAGACUUCGAUGCGGAAUUCGACAUCUAGCGACAGCAUGCACAUCCGUACGUACGUACUUGUCUGAGUGUUUCAUGUGUAUCAAUCAGCUCAUAGGGAGGGAGGGGCAUAAUUAGCAGCGUGUGAAUGCCUACGGUAGGGGCUAGAUAGGCGGAGGCAGGCAAGUAGCGAGCUUUGUCCGUCCGUCGGCGGUGUCUGGCGUUUCUCGUGCUCGUGUCGCCUGGCUGGCCCUUGUGGUUGGUGUGUCGCAAUGCAUGGGAUGUCUGCACGGGUACUUAUGCAUGCCACGGGUGUGUGUGUGUGUGGUCGGUCAGUACAUACUUGUGUCACUUUUUCGUCAGUCGUGUCAUUUGUCUGCUGCCUAUCUGCCUGCCCACUGCCCACUGAUUCGUAUCACUCACUGCGUGCGUGCAUGCCUCUCUAUCGCACGUCGACAUGUGCUGUAUUGACUGACUGUGUUUUGAUUCGUACUUGUGCAUGACCUUUUCCCGCAGACGCCGACGACUGACCGGUCUGCGCGAAAGCACUCAUGUCGACCGACAUGAGGAGGAUGGCGUGCGUCAUGAGGCGUGAGAGGCAGACUACUAUUUGUUGUGGGCACAUGGAUGUUUGCCUCCGUUAGCCGAACAGUUUUGCUUCACGAGACGCUUACCGACUGAUUGGUGUGUUGGUUGCAUCAAGUCAGUGGCACAAAUCACCGCGAGAACAAAGAGAUGAUCCGUUUGGUGAGGUCUCAAAUUGCAAACAAAAAAGUCAUCUGCUUAUUCAUCACGUUUUGGUUCAUUGCAAAUGACGCGCUUGCUUGAUGGUGGACU
This is a messenger RNA of Vitrella brassicaformis, 2091 nucleotides long. The record is from the annotation of a GenBank genome assembly. NCBI's taxonomy places the organism in Eukaryota, Vitrellaceae.